This is a messenger RNA of Panonychus citri (citrus red mite), 2141 nucleotides long. RefSeq names its product angiopoietin-2-like. The record is from RefSeq and is a predicted model, not a curated record. NCBI's taxonomy places the organism in Eukaryota, Metazoa, Arthropoda, Arachnida, Trombidiformes, Tetranychidae. The transcript has a single exon. Bases 316 to 2013 code for a protein of 565 amino acids.
UUGGAUCUCAUUGUCAAUGGCAAUUAGCCAGUAAAAUAAACUCUUAAUUCUAGGAACAAUUCAGCUAAAUUUGGAUUAUUAAAAGUGACAUGAAGACAAGUCAACAUCAUCUUCAUCUUAAUUAUAAUAAACAAUUUGAUCUCUAUGUCGCAAAAGAGUAAGAUUGACUCGAACACAAAUUCAGGAAUAAACUUCAAAUCCAAUUCAUUUGAAAGAAACUUUCUGUUCAGUUAAUAUUUCUUGAGAAAAUUGUGUUAAAUUAUCAUUGAUUGUGAAAAGAAUCUAAGUAAAUAUAUUAAUCUAAUAGUUGAUAAGAUGGAGUUACUAUUUAAAUUGUUCUUUGUGUUUACCAUAAUCAUCUUGGAAUCGAUUUACUUGAUCGAAGGACAAUCAGCAAGUCGUAAGAAAAUGAUCGAGGAAAUGGGACAUAGUAUGAAAGAAUUGGAAACUGCUUUCGCUAAAUUGUCAGCGCAAUUACAAUCAACUGAGACAAAUUUCAAUCUAUUCCAAGAUAAAGUGACCGUUAUACUGAAUACUGUUGAAUUGACCAAAGUUAGAACUCGAAUGAUCGAGGAGAAAUUUUCUUCCCUCGAAACUAAAUUGAUCUCAAUUGAAGAGACUGUUAAAACCAAUUUACAGCAUUUGGUUAACGGUUCGAGCGGUGGUACAGAGUCGAUUAUCAAUGUUCAUUCUCAUCGGCUUGAAACGGCCGAAAAGGGCUUCGUUAAAAUGAUGAAUGUUCUAACCGAUUUAUAUGGACUGGUCAAGGAAAAUCAUUCGAAAGACAGAGCCAAAUCUGGUGGAUAUAAUGAAAGUCUACAAGAUAAUAUGAGAAAAAUAGUUCGAGAGGAAGUGAAUAUAUUGAAACACGAAUUGGUUACUGAUAUGAACAUCACCGGAUUGAAUGGACGAUUGGGUGAAGUUUUCUCGAUGAUUACUAAUAUUCAAGAAAAUUCAUUCGAAAAUAAGCCAAAGUUUGGUGACGAUGUUUCGACGGGAAACCAUUUGCAGAACAAUCAACAAACAACUGAAGAAAUGUGCUCGGAUUUUUCUCGAUUACGGAAUCAAUUUUCAUUCGCAAUUCAAGAGAUUCGUGAUAAUAUGACUCUUCUUAUUGAUUCAAUGAAAAUAACACCAGGUCAAAAGGGAAUCAAGAAUCAGCCAAACUCAGGAACAACUUUGAUUCCAGUUGCGAUCAACUCACAACAGAAUCAAGCUGAUUCACCACGUGAAGAUAAAAUGACCUAUCGAACCGCUGAUUGUCCAAUAAUAGAUCCAAGAUCAUCUUCUAAACACGAUUGCUCACAUUCUAGGCCAAGUUUUCCCAAAGAUUGUUCUGAAAUUAUUCAAUCAAAUUCUUCUUGUCAAUCAAAAGUUUACGCUGUUCGAACCGGUUCACCUUUACGAGUUCAAAGGGUCUAUUGUGAUAUGAGUGAUAAUCGAGGUGGUUGGACGGUAAUCAUGAGAAGAGGUAAAUUCUCAGAGAAAAAGCACCACGUCGAUUUCAGGACAAACUGGGAAACAUACAAGAGAGGAUUCGGUGAUAUUAGUGAUGAAUUUUGGAUUGGAAAUCAAAUUAUUCAUCAUUUAACAGCCAAAGAACCGCAAAUACUUCAAAUUGAUUUGAAAUCGUUUGCAGAUGAAUGUAUUUCGUUACAAUUUAAAAGGUUUGCCAUCGCCGAUGAAUCCAAUCGCUACAGAUUAAUAAUCGAUGAACCUUUCGGUGAAAAUAAAGAAACUGGUGAAAUAUUUUUAUCCUUCAAUAACACAGAAUUUAUCACCAACGACAUGAUAAAAGAUUCAUCUAAAUUUCUUUGCUCGAACCUGUUGACCGGCGGUUGGUGGGCUAAUCAAUCGCGAUGUCCGUUAGUCUAUUUGAAUGGAUUGUACAAAGAGGUUGAUGUUCGUAAAGAGGUCGAUACUGGAAUAAGAUGGAUGACCUUUAAGGAAAACGAAUCGUUGAAAGAAGUUCAGAUGAAAAUUCGUCCAGUUAGUUUUCUCAACGAGGUUUAAGAUGUUCUUCAUUUUUUUUUCGAGAUUUAGUUUAUUCUAAGAUUCUAAAAUGUGUAAUUUAAUUUUCUUCCUUCUUUUCUCUAAUCAUAUUCAUUCAUCUUUUCAAAUAAAUCACAAUUAGAAAUCAA